UAAUUGCAUCAUUUGGGCGAAUUAACUCAAGGGAAAUAACCACGUCGAAUAUAAACAAAUUCACGUGUAUCGGCAAAACAUCGACAAAAUGGUCGAUUUUCACCAUUCUAGCGAUUCAGAAGCUCUUGAUUCUGAUGAAGAGCUCCAGAAAGCAUUUGCUGAGGGGAGAUUAAAAUCUACUGGGCUAAAUGUUGAAGUGGCACCACCUAAACAAUUUAUAAACAAUGUGUCUGGAAUGAAACAGAAAUUAGAGGAAAUUGAGCAGAGUUUAGACUGGACAGAACGUUUAGAUCUUACCAAUGACCCGGCCCCACCUCCAGGUGGAGGGACAGAGCCAACAGAAGAAGGAGAUGAACUUGCAAAUAAUGAUUUUAAAAGGGAGCUCAGAUUCUACAGACAAGCCCAGGCUUCUGUGUUGAUAGGGUUGUCACAGUUACACAAAAAAGGCAUUAAAACAAAACGUCCAGAAGAUUAUUUUGCAGAAAUGGCAAAGUCAGAUGUGCAUAUGAAGAAAGUGCGAGAGAAAUUACUGGAGAAACAACAAAAUAUAGAAAAUCGAGACAAGGCCAGGAAACUCAGGGAACUUAGAAAAUAUGGUAAAAAAGUUCAGCAAGAUGUUUUACAGAAAAGACAAAAGGAAAAGAGAGAAAUGUUGGAGGCAGUGAAAAAGUUUAGAAAAGGUCAGAAGAAUAAACUUGAUUUCCUAGAAGAGAAGGACAACAAGAACAAAGAUAAAGGACAGAAAAAGGACAAACAAGACAAACUUCAUCAGCCAAACAAAAAAAGACAGUAUAAGAACCAGAAGUAUGGUUUUGGUGGUCAGAAGAAGAGAAGUAAAUUAAAUACAAAGCAAUCAUCAGCUGAUAUGUCAUCUUUUAACAUCAAAGUCAAUCAAGGGAGACCAGGCUUCAACAAAAGUAAAAAGGUAUCAUGUAUUGACAUUUUAUCUGUUUAUAUCAUGAAGUUGUAAUUGUGAAAUUAAGUUGAAAUCAAAAUUUUAAUCCUAUUAAAUGACCAUCAGUAUUUUCGUACCCCUAGAUACAAACAUGAAAGGAAGUGUAGAGCGAAAGAGCCACAACUCUGUCUUGAGUACUGUUAUUUCAAGAAUAGAUGGAGCUAUUGCAACCUAUCAUUUUUCUGCGUUAGCAUCCUGAUUUGGUUAAGUUUUUGUAUGUAUUAAAGUUGGCACCUCAGACAUCUGACAUGUAGUUCUUCUAGUAGUUGUUCACAGUGAUGAUCUGACAUAUAUUACUUAGAUUCCAUAACUUUUUUUUGCUUUAUGCUAAGUUAUGAUCAUUUUGUGCCCCUAAGGGGUGGCAUGCAAUCCAACUGUCCAUCUGUCUAACCCCUUGUUAUCCAUGGAUAACUGAAGAAUGCAUCAGCCCAGAAACCUCAAACAUGACGGCAGAUGACCCCUAUUGAUUUUGUUGAUUCAAGGUCAAGGUGGCAGUGAGUUCAGCUGAAUAUUGGUUUCCAGCUGAUAACUGAAGAAAGCUUUAGCUUACAAUCAUUGCGCUUCAUAGCAUGAAUUCCAGUGGUUAAAACAUGUUUUAACAAUAAAUAUGUCCAAGGUCUAGGCUACAGUGACCUUGAGACUGAAAACAGUUUUCUUUCAUUGACUUAAGUAUGCCUUUUGCCUGCAGUCGUCAAACUUCAUAGGAUGAUUGCCUGUGGUCAGUAGAUGACCUCUAUUGUUUUCGGGGUCAGCAGGAUAAAGGUCGAUGUCAAAGUGACCUUAAACUGAAAAUCAGGUUCCAAUUGAAAACUGAGUAAUGCUUUGGCUUACAGUUAUCAAACUUCAUAGGAUGAUUACCUGUGGUCAAUAAAUGUUUUCAUGGUAAGAAGGCCAGUGGUAAAGGUAAAUUUUAUUUACGAUUGCUUUGUGAAACAAUCAACAUAAGCUCUGUAGAGCUUUUGAGCGACCCUAUUUUAAAUACGGUUAAAACCAAAUAUACCUUACCCCUAGCAAUUUUCCAGUACCCAUGUACAGCUCGGUCAAAUGAGGCACUUAUGAUAAAGUACCUUGCACAAGGACACACUGCAAUGAGAAUAGCCAGGAAUUGAACCCAGGGAGUUCGUCUUUGAGGAAAGCGUCUUAGCCCUCUCGACCAAUGUGUCCACUUAGGUCACUAACCUCAAGACUGAAUAGUUUCCACACAAUAACAAAGCCUUGGUCUAUGUUCUUCAAAGGAUGGUAAAUAACCCCUGUUGUUUUGGGGCUCAUUAGGUCAAAGUUAAAGGUCGAGGCACAAUGACGUCGAAACUGAAAUGGUUUCCUUUCAGGGACUAAAAAUGCUUUAGCCUUCCUCAAUGACUAGAAAUGCUUUAGCAUACAGUUGUAAGAUUUCUUAGGAUGAUUGCCUGUGAUCAUUACAUGAUCCCUAUUGUCUUUGAGAUCCUUAGGUCAAAGAUCUAGGGACUGAAAAUGGUUUCUGCUCAGUAAUUUUAGAACCUUAUGGCCUACUGCCACCAGACGUAAUAAGAUGAUUGCCUGUGGGCAUUAGAUGACCCCUAUUAGUUCGAGGAUCAUAGGCAAAAGGUCACAAUGACCUUGACACUGGAAACAGUUUCGACUAGAUGACCAAAUAAUGGUUUGAUAUACACAACUUUUUAGGCUGAUUGCCUGUGGUCAGUAGAUGAUCCUUAUGGUGUUUGAGUCAGUAGGUCGAAGGGCAAGGUCAUAGUGAUCUUUGGACUGAAAAUAGGACAGGCCAUUCUUGGGGGCAUGUGUGUUUUACAAACAUCUCUUGUAUUCAUUCAUUUAAUUUUAUUUAGCUACAAGGCUUUUUAUAUGCCCAAAGGGACAUAUGAUAUACCACCGGUGUCCAUCCGUCCGUUAGCAAUUUUGUGUCCGCUCUGUAACUCUUGAACCCCUUGAAGAAUUUCAAAGAAACUUGAUACAAAUGUUCACCACACCGGGACGACAUGCAGAGCGCAUGUUUUGGAUAUCUCGCUUCAAGGUCAAGGUCACAUUUAGGGGUCAAAGGUCAUAUCAGUUUGUUUCGUGUCCGCUCUGUAACUCUUGAACUGCUUUAAGGAUUUCAAAGAAACUUGGCACAAAUGUUCACCACACCGAGACGACGUGCAGAGCGCAUGUUUCGGAUGACUUGCUUCAAGGUCAAGGUCACACUUAGGGGUUAAAGGUCAUAUAUGACUUUGCUUUGUGUCUAUUGCUCUGCAUUGCAGUGCUCUUGUUUUUUUUUUGGCAGAUCCCUUUUUUGUUCACUUACAGUAAUUUUGUUUUUGAAUUACUUCCCUUUUAUGUUACUAUAAGUAGCUUAUUUUGAAAAUUUUUUAUUAUUUGCCGUAGGGAAAAACCCGAGACCACUUUCUCUGAUUUGAUUUAAUUUUGUUGUCGUUAAUAGUGGGAGUAGAGACGUGAUUUUUGGAGUGUAGUUUUGUGAAUGUGUGCUUGAUGUGUUUGUGUCAUUAUAUUUUGGAUUGCUGCAUGUGUUGAUCCAGAAUCAGCAUCAGAAACAAUCACAUGUAUAAACUUGAAAUAUUUAUUAUUGAUAAACACUUUGUGAACUUUCGUUCACCAUUGUAGUUUUCAGUCAUGGAUUUUAUUAUGUAUGACAGCAAUUUCUUACACAAAAUUGGACAAUCAACAAGGUGUAGACUUAAUCCUAUUGUGUUAUCAAGGUUAAAAGAUUUGAGAAUAUUGAAACAGUACAGAGGAAAAAGAGCUGGUCGCCUGAAGGCACAAUCCUUGAACAAUAGCAAAAGUGG
This is a messenger RNA of Mercenaria mercenaria, 3729 nucleotides long. RefSeq names its product probable rRNA-processing protein EBP2. Lineage: Eukaryota; Metazoa; Mollusca; Bivalvia; Venerida; Veneridae. The coding region runs from base 89 to 970 and encodes 293 amino acids. Gene Ontology annotation, biological process: ribosomal large subunit biogenesis; rRNA processing. Gene Ontology annotation, cellular component: nuclear periphery; preribosome, large subunit precursor; nucleolus. The record is from RefSeq and is a predicted model, not a curated record. The transcript has 8 exons.